AUGUCCCGCGACCGCAGCAGCACGCACCGGCGCCGCAGCGACGCCGCACGCCUGAUGCGGCUCGCCGCAGCGGGCCUCGUCAUGGCCGUCGGUGCCGCCGCCGUGUGGGCGCAGGCCGCCGGCCAUCACUGCAUCCACGACAACCUGCAGGCCCGCGUGCUGCAGUCGGUGGCGCAGCAGCACAGGCCUCCCGGCAGCGUCUCGGCCCUCGGUCUGCCCUACGUGUCCGCCGACUGGGCGCUGGCCGACAGCACGUCGCCGAGUGUCGCGCACUCCGCGGACUGGGGCACGCUGCGCAUUCUUUUAUCAGUCGAAGAUCUCAACGACCCCGACUACUACUGCUCCUACGUUGGGCAGCUUGUGAACAACCACGCUGGCGCUCUCGACAUGUGCAAAGCCGAGGACAUCCUCACGGACGCGAAGCGCAAUACACUUGUCGGCUCCCUCAUCCCGCAGGCGCUGCAGCUGCACACGGAGCGGCUGAGGGUGAGGCAGGUGCAGGGCAGCUGGAAGGUGACCGGCAUGACGGGCGACGUGUGCGGCACCUUCAAGGUGCCGAAGGCACACGUCACGGUAGGCGUCAGCGACGCCGACUUCGUGCUGUACGUUGCCUCGGUACCGAGCGAGCCAGGCGUGCUGGCGACGGCUGUGAUCUGUCAGACAUCCUCCGACGGCCGACCUGCCGUGGGUGUCAUGAACAUCCCUGCGGCCUACAUUCGGUCAGCCUACGACCAAAUUAUGCUGCGCACCGUAGCGCACGAGGUGGCGCACGCCCUCGGCUUCGACCUCACCGUUUUCGAGGAUGUGGGGAUUGUUGGUGACGUGAGCAACUUGCGUGGGAGGGACUACGAAGUUCCUGUGCUCAGCAGCCCCACGGUGGCGGCCAAGGCGCGCGAGCAGUACGGCUGCGCCACCUUGACGUAUCUGGAGCUGGAGGAUACGGGUGGUGGUUCUACUGCCGGCUCGCAUCUUAAGAUGCGCAACGCCAAGGAAGAGCUCAUGGCGCCUGCCGUGACUGCAGGGUACUACACCGCCCUGACCAUGGCCGUCUUCCAGGACCUCGGCUUCUACCAGGUUGACUUCACCAAGGCCGAGGUGAUGCCGUGGGCCUAUCUCGCCAGCUGCGACUUCAUCACCAAGAAGUGCAUGGAGGACAACAUCACGCAGUGGCCCGGAAUGUUCUGCAACUCCACGGAGAGUUUGUAUCGGUGCACCAGCGACCGCCUUAAAAUCGGGAGAUGCAUCAUAGUCACGCAUGACGACCCGCUGCCGACGUACUUCCAGUACUUCACCGAAUCGUCUGUCGGUGGGCGCCUAACAUUCAUGGACUUCUGCCCGUUAGUGAUGGGCUACAGUAAUACUGCUUGCGAUCAGGACCCAUCGACGGCACCUUCGUUUUUUAAGGAGUUCAGUCUCUUCUCCGACUCGUCGCGCUGCUUUGAUGGAACCUUCAGACCGAAGCACAGCACUGGUCCCCCUGGGCCGUACAACGGCAUGUGCGCCAAAGUGAAGUGCGACAGAGCCCACCACACGUACAGCGUCCAGGUGCGCGGCAGCAGCGGCUACGUCGCAUGCACGCCAGGCGAGAGGCUGGACCUGGCCACCUUGAGCACCACUUUCGUGGAAGGCAGCUACAUUAUGUGCCCGCCGUACGUGGAGGUGUGCCAGGCCAACAUCAAGGGAGUCAUAGACUUCGAGAGAGACGCUGCCGACACAGCGGCGGUGUGA
Leishmania braziliensis MHOM/BR/75/M2904 is the source of this 1728-nucleotide messenger RNA. Its product is annotated as GP63, leishmanolysin. Gene Ontology annotation, cellular component: membrane; cytoplasm. The transcript has a single exon. Lineage: Eukaryota; Euglenozoa; Kinetoplastea; Trypanosomatida; Trypanosomatidae. Gene Ontology annotation, biological process: cell adhesion; proteolysis. Gene Ontology annotation, molecular function: metalloendopeptidase activity. The coding region runs from base 1 to 1728 and encodes 575 amino acids. The record is from RefSeq and is a predicted model, not a curated record.